This is a messenger RNA of Xenia sp. Carnegie-2017, 4854 nucleotides long. Its product is annotated as coiled-coil domain-containing protein 180-like. The transcript has 46 exons. The record is from RefSeq and is a predicted model, not a curated record. Lineage: Eukaryota; Metazoa; Cnidaria; Anthozoa; Malacalcyonacea; Xeniidae. Bases 96 to 4547 code for a protein of 1483 amino acids.
AGAUACAGUAACAAAGAUGGAAGAUGAAACCGAAGUAAGCUGUUCUUGAAAGAAAAUCGUGUAUUUUUUCGCGAAAAGUCUCGAAAAGUUGUAUUAUGUCAAAGGCGAAUGUAAACUAUGUUCGUGUUUUACCACAAGAUAGCAUCAACCGCGUUAUUUUUGAAGCAGAGCAAAAAUUAACAAAAUCCUUGAAAAAAGAACGAAAGCCGACGAAAGCCAAACGAAAACUGAGCGUUCCAAUUUUAAAACAACCGUCAGCUUUCACUGAUGGCAAGGGAAUCCUAUCGCGAAGGCAAAAAAUUUGGGCGGACGCAAAUCCCAACGAACCUCAUGUAGAAAACCCAACUUAUUUGAGAAAUUUGAUUCUUGAUGAAAAAGAGAAAACGACAAAGACGGAAAGUUUCUACGAAGCUCAAGAAGUGCGGGGACUUCCUGAUGUAAAACAUGUUGAGCCCGGUCAUGGCAGUGUGAAAACAACAAGUGUUGUUCAGAAAAUCAGUGAAGGUCGUAAGGAAAGGCACCAUGUGACCAUGGACGAAUUUCACGAAAAACUUGGUGUGAUUAGCUCUGAAAUUGAACCGCGCAUAGUGGAAGCGAGUGAAAUCUUUAAAGAAAGUUUUUUUGCGAAUGACGAAGAACUUUCUAAAGUCACCCAGUUGUAUAGCGAUGAUAAGGAUUUAGUCAAAUACUCGUUAAAAGAUCUGUACAAACUUUGGGAUUGCAUCACGGAAAUUUGUUCAAGUAGAAAAGAAUACGUUACUGAACUCGAAAAGACGUUCCAUGCUAUUGAACAGGAUCGUUAUGAGAUGCUUUGCGAGACAUUUAAAAGCUUCAAUGCAAAGUUGGAACACAUUGCAUUCCUAAUGCCUUCGGAUGUCCAUCGUUUGAUGGAGAGCGAAGCUGAAGAAAUAAACGCGACGAUAAUUUGUAACAGAAAAUCUUACGCAGACCUUAUUGCUACCCUACAUAAAGAUGUCGUCGAACUGGAAAGAAAACAUCACCAUGUUUGGGAGAAACGAUUGAAAACUUGGAAAAAGUUAAAAACAAACGAAGCCAUCGAAGAAUUUGUUGACUAUAUGAACAAUGACGAAGUACGCCAUCCACUGGAAGUGUCGAGAUGUGUGGAGGAGAUGAGGGAAGCUCAAAACUCUCUGAAUGAAAAGCGUUUGGAACUGUUGAAUUCAUUAAGAGAGAUGAAACCGCCCGGAUCGACUAAGGCAGCAGUUUAUCAAUGGAACAACGCACUUGGUCACUUGACUUUACAGAUUGAUAAAACGAACAAAAAGUAUAUGGAGCGUUUACAGAAUGCCUACGAGGAAGUGUUGGAAAAUUGCAACGAAAAACUUGAGAAGACCAAGAGUCGGCUAGAAAAUGAUAACAUUAUCGGUGGCGAGGAACUUAUUGCUAUCCUGAACGAGUCAUUUCUGCCUCUGAUUGGUGAAAAAAAGUCACGUUACGAAUGCGAAAUGGACAUAUUUGAGAAAACGGUCGAGAAUACGGCAAUACAUCAAGAUGAUCUUUUACGCUCGCUGUUCAGGUUCCUUCAAGGAGCUGCGCAUAUCUGGGACACGCAUGAAAUUGGAAUGGCAAGACAAGAACGAGCCUUGCAGGAAAAAUUAGAACAAGAACGACAUCGACAUGAUGCAGCCAACCAGGUCAAAGAAGCCAACCUUGAUAUAAUAAUGGAUAAAAUGCGCCAAGAGUCAAGUCAGGAGGCGUUGGAAAAAAGCUUAAUCAGAGCGCUUUCACUUCUCGAUGAAAUUGAAGAAGGAUAUAAAAUAUUCCACUCGACUCAACUGGAAUGUGUUUGCAAGUAUCCAGACAAAAUAAAAGCUCAAUUGAACAUAUACGAUCGCGAGAUUUGCGCAUUUUUUGCCGUAUACAGAAAUAAACCGCAGCCAAACAAAAAGAGAAGAGCUUCCAUUACACCAGACAGUCCCAGACAAAAUAGAGCAUCUCUGGAGACAUCACCAAAUUCAUUGGAAGAAAUUUUGAAAACAUCCAAUGGAACAACGUUUUACAUCAUAACCUCUCCUGGUGAUUACAGUUUUCCUGUAUCGUCAGCCAGUGUUCGUAGUAUGAAAACAUCAAUGACAUUCUUAACGGACGCUCCAGGUAUGGACGACAAUGGCGAUAUCUACGCGGACAAACUAAUCAUACAAGAUGAACUAAUCUUGGAACUCAGGCAACAGUUACGAGUGCAGUUCUUGGAGUCUUUAGAAAAAUGGAAAAUCGACGCCAUGGAAAGGGCAAACAGCAUUGUGGCGGCAAAGGCCGAGGAGCUUAAUAGCGAACUGGACUUGCGACUUCAUUUGCAUAAACCGCGACCGUCACGUGCUGAGCAGGAUGUCCACAACGUGAGAGCAGCGGAGUUAGUCAUUCAUCAAGAAAGGGUGGAAAGCCAUUCCAAGGGCAUCAGUUGCACUUUAAACGAAUUUCGAAGUCGCUUUCAAACGAUGAUCGAAGAACAUAACGAGCAGACCGUUAAGUUCAAGAAAUCCGUGCAAGAACUGGAGGCAACUUUUACGUCGGCUACGAAAACUCACGAACUGUUGGCUAUUCAAGAUCACGUCAGCGGACAAGUGGAAACAUACAUGAAUGAAAUAAGAAGUUCAUUGCGCAAAUUUCGUCACGAUUUGGAUGGAAUGUUAUCGUCGCUUAGAAACUCCAAUGCAAGAUUCAGAAAGUCUUUUAAAGUGUUUUCAGAAGGAGGUAACUUCUCAUUGGAAGAAGUUGAAGAAUACAGAAAAAAACUGGAACGGUUGGCAAAUAAGAUUGACGUUGCAGAAGGGACAAUUAUGGGUGAACUUGAAGGAAUGGAAUCAAAGCGUUUAGAAGCUGCACUUGAAUACGCUGGCAAGCUAGAAGAUAGAUUCAAGUAUCAUCUCUUUGACUUAACGUUCAUGGAGAAAUUCACGAGGUGGAUAACAAACUCACAAGUUAAGAUAAAAACAGAGGUUUCCCAAAGCAAUGCCCAAUCCAAAAAUCUGAUUACAAGCCUUGGGAAAGUAGAACGGUAUAUCGACGCAGUGAGGAAUCCAAAUUUGGACAAGGAGCAAGUCACGUGUGAUGACGUCGUGGAUGAAUUACGUCAAGUCUUUAGGCAGUUUGUUGAUCGUGCAGUGUACUUGGACUGCUUGCUCGUCGAUCAAGAUGCGUGUUAUGCUGCUCUGAAGGACAGAGAACUACCUUAUGUGGACGAGGAGCAAGAAAGUAAAGGGAAAAAGAGCAGAAAGGAUGGUCGAAGAUCAAGAUCUUUCAGCAAAAGCAUCAGACGAAGCUCACAAACUGAAAAAUCAACCACUCCCUCGAAACUCCCUGUGAUUGAGUCAGAUAAUCAGUCAGCACCAGAUCACACCUCGAACACAAUGCCACCAGACAUGGAGAAACGGACGUCUUCACAACCAACAACCAAGCAAUCGACACAAUCAAUGAGCCAGCGAAACUUUCGCUCCAACACGAUUCGCCGCUCGAGUGUCUUAAAAAAAGAUGCUUUUGCAAAAUAUGAGCGCAAAUAUAUGGUGUUUGGAGAAAAAUUUGACAAAGAACCAAAAACCGACUUCUUGUCUAUAAUCCAGCAAAUUUUGAAAUAUUCCUUAGACGGCUUGCUAACAACUGGAGAAGCCUACUAUCGUCAGAAAGGAACAAGAUUAGCCACACGUUCAACAAUACUGGACAAUUUCGAUGUAUACGCGCAAACGACAGUACUAAGACUAAAAUCGUACAGGACGCAAGCUGAAGAAUACCACAAUUCUUGCAUUCAAGAACUGCGAAGUCAGCUGAAAAGGCUUCAAAUGCUUGCAGUUCAAAUGGCAGAAUUAGCACACCAGACAUUGAAAAGAAGGCAUAUGGAAGAGAAUGAAAUUUACAAGAAAAAAAUGGAGCAGCGCGAAAAAGAGACAGUGGCAUCCUUCGAGAAUCAAAGAAAGGAACACGAACAUAGGUUGCGUCCGGCACUUGGCCAUCCAAAGAAUCGUGAACAACUCGAAGAAUUGAAGGAUGCCGAGAAAGAGCGAAGUGCUUUGAAAUUAAAAGCUUUGAAAGAUUACAUCGAUGAAGUAAAGAGCAAUGCAAUACUACGAGCGAAAACAUUUGUUGAAAAAGUGUCGAGAACCGGUGCAGAAAUGUCACGAUUAUUUGAUGGAUUGGUGACAGUAGAUGACGUAAAGAUUGCAAAAGUUGGGGACAAACCAAAGAGUACCAAACAAAUUUUAUUGGAAAGAGCGAAGCCACCAAAGGACGAGCAAGAGAAAGAGUCAGAGUUCUAUAGCAAACCUGGUGGAAAGUGGGAAGGCAUACCAACAAACGAGCUUCGCUUUUCACCCCAAGAUGUUCUUACUAGGACACCAAGUGUGCUAACUUCCAAAAUAACUGCCGCUCACCACUCAGUUUUUAACGCAAGAGACGAGGCUUACAAGGAUUACAAAGCGCAAUUCUUCGCCCACGUCAACGAAAUCAAUAAUUACGGAGAGAACGCUUCUCACGAAGAAGAAAGAUGGCAGGAAAAAUGGCGCUUUUCGUUACAAAGGAUACAGAACUUACAUUGAAGUAUUUAUUUUUAUUUCUAUUAGUGGUAAAAAUGCGUUAAGUAUUGUUGGACAAGCCCUUAAACAAAUAGCUAUCAUAAAUUUACCUCAAAAGAUUAUUUUUUUGUCAAAUAUUUAUAAUGAUAAUGGACAAUGGUCACCGUCAUAUUUUUUAAAACAAUAUUUGUCAUCGGAAUAAUUCGAAAUUUCGAUAUUGCUCGCCGAAAUGUUUUUUCAAUGCUAAAAUCCGUUGCCUUUUUUUUAUCAAAUCACAGCAAGUGGAUAAAAUUUAUGUGUAAAAAAUACUUAAACAAUUGCCAUAUAAAAA